This is a messenger RNA of Strigops habroptila (Kakapo), 2306 nucleotides long. RefSeq names its product malic enzyme 2 (gene ME2). Bases 155 to 1891 code for a protein of 578 amino acids. Gene Ontology annotation, molecular function: malate dehydrogenase (decarboxylating) (NADP+) activity; NAD binding; malate dehydrogenase (decarboxylating) (NAD+) activity. Gene Ontology annotation, biological process: pyruvate metabolic process; malate metabolic process. Gene Ontology annotation, cellular component: mitochondrion. The record is from RefSeq and is a predicted model, not a curated record. Lineage: Eukaryota; Metazoa; Chordata; Aves; Psittaciformes; Psittacidae. The transcript has 16 exons.
GCCCCAUUCAGUGGUGGGCUCCGCGGCGGACGGAGCUCCGGCGGGGGGAGCCGCGGUCGCACAAUAGACACAGGUCCUGGGCCAGCACCGCUCGGCAGGCAGCAGCCGCAGGAGGAGGAGGUAGAUCCUGUUCUGGUGCAGUAUAAGAGGAAAGAUGUUUUCCCGACUGAGAGCCGCUGCCGCUCCCUGUGCGAUGGCACGCCGCAGAGCGCACACGAAAGAGAAGGGCAAGCCACUAAUGUUAAACCCACGAACAAACAAGGGUAUGGCCUUUACAUUACAUGAACGGCAAAUGCUUGGGCUGCAAGGACUUCUACCUCCUAAAAUAGAGACACAAGACAUUCAAGCCUUACGCUUCCAUAAGAAUUUGGCAAAAAUGACUGACCCCUUGGAAAAGUAUAUCUAUAUAAUGGGAAUCCAAGAGAGAAAUGAAAAAUUAUUCUAUAGGGUAUUACAAGAUGAUAUCGAGCGGUUAAUGCCAAUUGUAUACACUCCAACAGUGGGCCUUGCCUGCUCCCAGUACGGCCACAUCUUCAGGAGACCAAAAGGAUUAUUUAUUUCUAUCUCAGACAGAGGCCAUAUCAGGUCAAUUGUGAACAACUGGCCAGAGAAUGACGUUAAGGCUGUUGUCGUAACUGAUGGAGAAAGAAUAUUGGGUCUUGGAGAUCUAGGUGUGUAUGGGAUGGGAAUUCCAGUAGGAAAACUGUGUUUGUAUACAGCCUGUGCAGGAAUACAUCCAGAUAAAUGCUUGCCUGUGUGCAUCGACGUUGGAACUGAUAAUACCACACUCUUAAAAGACCCAUUUUAUAUGGGCCUAUACCAAAAAAGAGAUCGCUCGCAGGUCUAUGAUGACCUAAUUGAUGAAUUUAUGGAAGCCAUUACAGACAGGUAUGGCCAGAACACACUUAUCCAGUUUGAAGACUUUGGAAACCACAAUGCUUUUCGUUUUUUAAGAAAAUACAGAGAGAAAUACUGUACCUUCAAUGACGAUAUUCAAGGGACGGCUUCGGUGGCUUUGGCAGGACUGCUGGCAGCACAGAAAGCCACGGGUAAACCACUUGCAGAGCAGAAGGUGCUGUUCCUUGGGGCAGGAGAGGCUGCACUGGGAAUUGCAAACCUCAUUGUUAUGGCUAUGAUGGAAAGUGGUGUUUCUGCUGAGGAAGCGUAUAAGAGAAUAUGGAUGUUUGACAAAUAUGGUUUACUGGUUCAGGGCCGAGAACAAAAGGUUGAUUCUAAUCAAGAACCAUUUACACAUGAGGUUCCAGAGCAGAUACCAAAGACAUUUGUGGAGGCAGUGAAUGUACUUCGGCCUUCAGCUAUCAUUGGAGUUGCAGGAGCUGGGAGACUCUUCUCUCAGGAUGUGAUCAAAGCAAUGGCCUCUAUCAAUGAGCGACCCAUAAUAUUUGCACUGAGUAACCCCACAGCGAAAUCUGAAUGCACAGCAGAGGAAGCAUAUACAUUAACGGAGGGCCGUUGCUUGUUUGCCAGUGGCAGUCCCUUCGAGCUGGUGACUCUGAAAGAUGGAAGAAUCUUCAAACCAGGCCAAGGAAACAAUGCUUAUAUUUUUCCAGGUGUGGCUCUUGCUGUGAUCCUCAGCAGUGUUCGGCAUAUUAGUGAUAAGGUGUUCCUAGAGGCUGCUAAGGCAUUGUCGGAACAGUUGACUGAUGAAGAACUUGCACAGGGAAGACUCUAUCCUCCACUGUCUAAUAUCAGGGAAGUUUCUAUUUAUAUUGCUGUCAAGGUUAUGGAAUUUUUGUACGCAAACAACAUGGCUUUCCAUUACCCUGAACCUGCAGACAAGAACAGUUACAUUCGAUCAAAGGUUUGGUCCUACGAAUACGAAUCCUUCAUGCCAGAUGUGUAUGACUGGCCUGAAUCUAAGGUUCACUGAUGCAUCAGAAGAUCACACUCCUCAGGCAGUAUCUUCUUCUCUGCAGGGAUCCCCUUUUCGGUCUGAUUUAAAUCAUGAUCUUUGAGUCCUGUAAUUUAUUUUCAUUCAUUUUGUUGUCUUUUGUUUUCUUCCCCCCCUUCCACCCUGUUUUUCACUUGACAUAGAUUUCCAGACUCCCAAGUACUUGAUAAACUGUAUGGAUGAUGACAUCUGUCACAGGAGUGAGAGAGCUCUCCAAAAUUAAUUCAAUGACACUGCAUUUCUAGCUUAAAGCCAGCACCACACUAAAAAUUCCAUUAAUGAUGUUUUAGCAACAUGUGUUUGAUGGUGAACUAUAGCUCUCUCAUCACUGCCGAUUUCCAGAAUGAUUUGUUUCUGCUUUUAAUAAUCAGUCUUCUAAUUGUCCUUGUGUUGU